This is a messenger RNA of Triticum dicoccoides, 765 nucleotides long. RefSeq names its product tRNA modification GTPase MnmE-like. The record is from RefSeq and is a predicted model, not a curated record. Gene Ontology annotation, molecular function: protein binding. The coding region runs from base 61 to 345 and encodes 94 amino acids. NCBI's taxonomy places the organism in Eukaryota, Viridiplantae, Streptophyta, Magnoliopsida, Poales, Poaceae. The transcript is spliced from 5 exons. Gene Ontology annotation, cellular component: cytosol; cytoplasm. Gene Ontology annotation, biological process: tRNA methylation; tRNA wobble uridine modification.
ACGAUCGCCGCCAUCGUCACCGCCCUCGGCGGGGGCCUCGCGGCCGUCGGCAUCGUUCGCAUGUCCGGCGCCGACGCCGUCGCUGUCGUCGCCCGCGUGUUCCGGACGGCCAGGAAGGAGCCGGCUCCCUGGAGGCCCCGAAGCCACUUCAUGGAGUACGGGGUCGCGCUGGACGGAGAUGGGGGCGUCAUCGAUGAGGUGCUGGUGGUGCCCAUGCUGACUCCAAGAUCCUACACCCGAGAGGAUGUGGUGGAGCUCCAGUGCCAUGGGAACGACCUUUGCUUGCGUCGCAUGCUGAGGGCCUGCUUGGAGGUCGGUGCCAGGCUCGCCGACCCUGGUGAGUGAGCAUCAAUUGAUCAGCUUGUGAACUGGAUUGUGACCGCUCAAGAAGCUACAACUGAGCCAUGGGCAAGGGACAGACUUGCAUCGACAUCGUGGUCAUUGGCGAAUCGGUAGUAUUGUUGUACCGGUAGUAUUGUUGUACAAGUUUACUGUAGUAUUUUGAUGAUUGCCUUCAUUCAUGUUUCAACGUGAGCUCUAGGUCGAAGUUGCAAGAAGCAAGGAUUCAGGAUCUAGGCAUGCAUGCAUGCUCUCUUAGCCAUGCUUCUGCUCCUUAGGAGAUGUGAAUUUCUAGGAUUUUUGAUGUACUCCCAGCAUUUAUCUUUUCUCUUAUCUCUUUGUUGUUUUGCUAGAACCGUAAAAUCCUAAUGCAUGAUGAUCAUGGUUUGUUUUUGUAGAUCUGUUAUGAUGGCGCUUAAAAUUUUA